CGGCCCGCCUCACUGACCAGGCUCCUCGCCCCUUCGCCCAUCUCCUCGCCCCAAACCGUUUGCCAGCCAGCCCUGGCACAGCACCCAGUCCGCGCGGCGGGGCUCUCACUGGCCGGGCCCUGAUGGGCAGGUCGGCCCGCCCCCGCCGGUGCCCCGCCCGGAGACAUAAAGCCUGCCAGGCCGCUCCGGAGGCACCUGUGCCGUCGCCAUGAAGGGGAGCAGCACCCUCCUGCUGGCGGCCGCCACCCUGCUCUGCGCCUGCGGGCUGGCCGCAGGGGAGGACGACAACGAGUUCUUCAUGGACUUCCUGCAAACGCUGCUGGUGGGGGACCCAGAGGAGCUCUACUCGGGGCCCCUGAGCAAGUACGACGUCAACGCGGACUGCAGGGAGGCGCUGGCCGAGCUCAAGUCCUGCAUAGACGGCCUGCAGCCCGCGCACAAGGCGGAGCUGAUCAAGCUGCUGGUGGCUGUGCUGGGCUGAGGACGGCGCCUCGGGACCCGACGUGGCCACGAGCAGCCACAGGACCAGCUACACGAGCCGCCGUGGCCACGCCACCCACGGCCACUUCCCCAG
Messenger RNA from Eptesicus fuscus (big brown bat), 574 nucleotides. RefSeq names its product secretoglobin family 1C member 1 (gene SCGB1C1). The coding region runs from base 209 to 481 and encodes 90 amino acids. The transcript has 3 exons. Lineage: Eukaryota; Metazoa; Chordata; Mammalia; Chiroptera; Vespertilionidae. The record is from RefSeq and is a predicted model, not a curated record.